AAAGGUAGUGUAUAGCGUGAGUAUAAUUAUAUAGAUUUUAAAAUAUAUCAAUAUAUUUUAAAAAUGGCUCGUCAUCGGCAUAUUCGGGCUCUUGAUGUUGAUGAAGAAUAUGACGGUUUUUCAUCAUGCUAUGGACAUUCAGUGGAAGACGAUUUUUGCGUAUCCCCUGGUACAGAGGCUCAAUUUUUGUAUGAUCGUAGUAAGCAGAAUUCCUCAAUGGGUGCAUUCUUCGAUCAUCCUGAUGCUGUACUAGAGGAGGAUGACAGCGAAGAGGACAAUGCUGAGCCUCAUUCAGAUAAAAACCUAAAGCUCAGUGAUGAAGACUAUGCUAAACUCUUAUCUGUAAUAGAAGCUAUGCAAAAUGUAGUGGGUGACACCAUACCUGAAACUACUUUAAAGCAAGCAGCAUUAGAUAACAAUUUUGAUUUAGAAAAAUCAUUAAAUGCAGUUCUUCAAGAUAGUGCUCCCAAACCAAUGCGUGCAAACAGAGUUACUUCACAAAAAGCUUCGACACAAUCUACUGUUAAAAAGGUUGGUGAUCGUAAUGAAAGACUUUCAAGUAAUGAAGCAAUAUCCAGUAGCAAAUCUCCAAACAUCAACAGAAAAAAAGAUAAUGUUGACAUAAUGAAAAAUAAAACUGCAAAAAAUGAGCUUCCUACACCCCCAGAACUAGACACUUCUGCCAAAGAACUUUCUGAAAGAAAAAACAAGAUUCCAAGUGAACAGUCUGGUAAUGCUAGUGUAGCUAAAAGUGAAACUUCCCUCACAAAUGUACCGGAUGAAAGCACAAGUUUAGAAAACAGCUGUGAGGAACCCAAGCCUACUAUAAAAGCAAAAUCAGAGAAAAGUGGAAAAGAAAUAUAUGAGACUGAAAGAGGAGAUGCUAAACCUCUCAUAAAUCUUGUUGUUAUUGGUCAUGUUGAUGCUGGAAAGAGCACAUUAAUGGGCCAUUUAUUGUACAGGUUAGGAAAUAUAUCCAAGCAAAAUAUGCAUAAAUUUGAGAGGGAUUCUAAGAAAAUGGGAAAAGGCUCAUUUAUGUAUGCAUGGGUUCUUGAUGAAACUCCUGAAGAGAGAAAUCGAGGUAUAACAAUGGAUGUUGCACUUUCUUCAUUUGUAACUCCAAAUAAAUCUGUCACACUAUUAGAUGCUCCUGGCCAUAAAGACUUUAUUCCUAAUAUGAUCACAGGUGCUGCUCAAGCAGAUGUAGCUGUACUUGUUAUAGAUUCUACGAAAGGAGAAUUUGAAACAGGUUUUGAAGCUGGAGGUCAGACGAGGGAACAUACCAUGCUUAUUCGUUCAUUAGGUGUAACAGAAAUCGCUGUUGCUCUGAAUAAAAUGGAUAAUAUCAACUGGGAUGAGGAAAGAUUUAAUGACAUAAAAUCAAGAAUGUCAACCUUCCUGAAACAAGUUGGUUUUAAAGAAAAUGAUGUCGCAUUUGUUCCUUGCAGUGGCCUGACAGGUGAAAACCUCAUAAGUGGUCCACAAGAACCUAAUUUCAAGAAAUGGUAUUCUGGCCCAACUUUAGUUGAUGUCAUAGAUAAAUUUCGUAUUCCUGAAAGACCUGUUGACAAGCCAUUUAGAAUGUGCGUUAGUGAUGUUUUCAAAGGUGCCACUGGAGGAUUUUGUGCAGCUGGAAAAAUUGAAGGUGGAUUCGUCAAAGGUGGUGAUAAAGCCUUAGUUAUGCCAGCUGGGGAACAGAUAGUGAUAAAAGGAGUGUCAUCGGAUGAAAGGUCUCUUACUUAUGGAUUUGCGGGUGAUCAUGUUGUGUUGCAGCUUCAAGGGAUUGAUCCCAACAACAUAUCUUCAGGAAGCAUGAUAUGUAGUAUUGAGAAUCCAGUGAAGGUCACAAGUCGCUUUGAGGCUCGCCUAGUCAUUUUUAAUAUUAGUAUUCCCAUCACUAAAGGCUUCCCUGUAAUACUUCAUUACCAAAGCUUGAGUGAGCAAGCUAUUAUUACAAAACUAAUAUCGCAGCUGAAUAGGAGCACUGGUGAAGUGGUCAGGAAAAGACCUAGAUGUUUAUCUAAAAAUAGUAGUGCCAUUGUUGAAAUAGAAGUCAAUAGAAUAAUUUGUCUAGAACUAUUUAAAGAUUUCAAAGAUUUGGGUAGAUUUAUGUUAAGGUCUGGUGGUUCAACUGUAGCUGCUGGUUUAGUGACAGAAAUCAAGUAGCAUUAAAUCUUUUGGUUAAUGCUUAUUGAAAUGAAUACCUGGCGAUAACCAUACUCAUUUGAGUACAUUUGGAUAUUUUGUAAUAUAUUUAUAUUAUUCAAUUGUUACAUUUGCAAAUAUUUUGCAUCAAUAAAAAAAUAUUAAAAUCUUG
Molecule: messenger RNA, 2317 nt
Organism: Parasteatoda tepidariorum (common house spider)
Lineage: Eukaryota; Metazoa; Arthropoda; Arachnida; Araneae; Theridiidae
Gene: HBS1
Product: translation elongation factor EF-1alpha (GTPase) HBS1
Molecular function (GO): GTPase activity; GTP binding
Source: RefSeq, a predicted model, not a curated record